AUACUUCAUUUGGCAGGGGAAAAAAACAUUUUCAAAAUUGUACGUUUAAUGCUUGUCCUGUUUGCAAAGAGACAAAUCCAACAUGUCUUCUGUGCUGCAUCUACUUGGUUUCCUGGGGCUUCCUUUGCUGGUAUAUAGUGCCAAUAAUGAUAUGGUGGGGUUGCAGAAAUGUACGGAACUUCUGAAUACCCAAAAGUUGGUCCAAUGUUGUGGAAAGUCCUUUCUUGAUAAGUUUCUGUUCGUCGGCAGCAACUGCACGCCGUAUUGGGAUGACUAUGGUCCUUGCCGCUAUGAGUGUCUGUAUAGGCACUGGCACCUCAUCGACCAGGAUAACCAUAUCAGGAAGCCGGAGCUCUACAUGAUGAUCACCAGCCUCUACAGCCCCUUGAAUGGUUACGCUAAAUACGGAGCCGCCAUGAAGGCAGCCCACGAGACUUGCGAAGCCCUGGGCUCAAGACACGCCGACUUUUUGCUGCUCUACUCCAACCAGGUGUCGGACAGGAUGGGCAUGGCUUCCUCCACCUGCUUGCCAUAUGCCAUGCUCCAUGCCCAGUGCACCAUGGUAUACCUGACCGCCAGCUGUCCGCGUGAGAACUGGAUGGAGGAUGCGCAGUGCAAUAGUCUCCAAAAGCUGUUGUCCAGUUGCACAAAGAAACUGGACGAAAAGACGAACCUACUGAAGGGAAAAGAGGAUGGGCUCACGGACAAGGGGUGCAGGCAUAUAGAUUCAGAGGGACCCCAUCUGCUGCUGGCCAGUUUGCUAACGCUGCUGGUCUCAAAGCUCCUAUCGGAUUAGCAAUUAGGGAU
Molecule: messenger RNA, 807 nt
Organism: Drosophila teissieri
Lineage: Eukaryota; Metazoa; Arthropoda; Insecta; Diptera; Drosophilidae
Gene: Obp50b
Exons: 2
Coding region: 83-796 (237 amino acids)
Source: RefSeq, a predicted model, not a curated record